Molecule: messenger RNA, 2634 nt
Organism: Henningerozyma blattae CBS 6284
Lineage: Eukaryota; Fungi; Ascomycota; Saccharomycetes; Saccharomycetales; Saccharomycetaceae
Gene: SPC98
Product: Spc98p
Exons: 1
Coding region: 1-2634 (877 amino acids)
Biological process (GO): microtubule nucleation; spindle assembly; meiotic cell cycle
Cellular component (GO): spindle pole; gamma-tubulin complex; centrosome
Molecular function (GO): microtubule minus-end binding; gamma-tubulin binding
Source: RefSeq, a predicted model, not a curated record
AUGGAUUUUGAAAAUUCCUUGCAGAGAUCACUAGGUGCAUUGCUGCCCUUUACAGCAUCUCACGGAACUUUAAGACAAUUAACCAAUGAUAUAUUGGGCUUAUUACAACAACCCUAUCCAGUAAACCAUAGUUUAAUCAACUCUAUUAUCACGAAAUAUGAAGGUAAUAAUGUAACUGACGCUAAUACACGUCUACAAUGGCAAAAUAUAGAACAAUUCGUUACAAAAUUAUUAUCAAUCCCCUCUCUACAAGAUCGAUAUACGUUUCUCUCCUCAGACUCGAAUAAUAUAAUAAGUAAUGAAUAUAAAAAUAGCACGAAUAAUAACAUUUUCCAUUCUUCAACCAAUUUACGCUAUAAUCCAAUGUCUUCUCCCAUAAUAAACCAUGGCCAAAGAACUGGACAAUAUUUAAAUGCUAAUGGGUUAGAAAAUAGUGAUAUACUAUCAUUUAGUACAAAUGUUUCUCCAAGAUCUCCUCUACAUUCUCCUGGACAAUUGAAUUUUUUAAAUGAUCGUCGUUCAAUUUAUUCAACACAACAAAACAAUCUGUUCAAUAAUACUAAUAAGAAUGCUACAAGAAAUAACUAUACUGUAGAUAGUAAUAGCAGAUUUAUUGAUAUGCCAACGUUAGAAUCUCUAACGAUGAAAUACACUCAAAAAAUAUUACCAGAAACAACUAUUUUACAAUCAAUCCCAUAUACUUUAUUAGGAACUACAUCUGAAUUAUUCCCAUUUGAUAGUCAUACAAUUCUAUUACCGAAUAACAUUUUAAAUGGCGAUAGUGGGUUGUUACAUUCAAUUUUUGAAGCAGGCUUAUUGUAUAAUUCAUUAUCGAAUAAAGUUUCUCAAUUUAAUAGUGCAGAUAUAUCUCCUUUGAAAAAAUGUUUAUUACUAAAUGUCACCAAUAAGUUGCAAAACUAUUCCAUUUUCAUUAAUUCAAUUUCCACAAAUAAUAACGAUUUAACCUUAAAAUCUUUUUUCAAAGAACUUUCCAAUGAAAUUAUAGUACUAAGAAUAUAUCAUAAAAUUAUACCGAAUUUUAAUCAAUAUUCAGGUUUCCAAUAUUUUUCUAAGAUAUUUUCCUUAAAAUCCCAUGGUGAUUUAUUGGUUCAAGAUGUUGCCAAUUCAAUUUAUACAGAUUUAGAAAAGAUUUAUUUCGAUUGUUUAAUCAACUGGUUAACUUUAGGCAAAUUAGAUUCAAAUAAUGAUGACUUUUUCAUAGAGCUGAGUUCAAAUAAGGAUUCAUUUUUACCAUUUGCUAUAAAAAAGGAUCGAUUAUUACCAACUUUUACCGAAAAAAUUUGGAAUCAAGCUUAUAUCAUUGGGAAAUCUUUAUUAUUGAUUAAAAAUUAUUGCAAUGAAUUAGAAUGGGCAAACAAUUUUGCAAAUAAGUAUUCAAACUUAUUUAAGAACGUCUCCCAUUUAGGUUUAUCCAAUCAAUUAUCUGAUAUAAUAACAUUACAAUAUAAAGAAAUAACAAUUUUUACUAAUAAAAUUUUGUUCAAGAAAUUCUACUUAAGAGAAAUUAUUCUGGCACUAAAAGAUAUUUUAUUAAUGGGUAGAUCAGACUUCAUCCUUUAUUUGAUAGAUCAAUGUAAAGAAACUUUAAUGCAAAACGCUACUGCUUUACAAGGACAUUCCAUUUUCAGAAACAUCAAAUACUCAAUUUCAUUAUCAUCAUUAAAAUAUUGGCUUUCUACACCAGAUAAUGGUUAUAUUGUUAAUGGGUUGGAUGCCAGACUAUUGAAUUCUAAUCACGGAUCAUUAGGCUGGGAUGUUUUCACUUUAGAUUACUCAAUACCGGUACCAAUUUCCCUUGUUUUAAAUCCAAAGAAUAAUGCUACUAAUAAAAAUAGAAAAGAGUACUUGCAAAUAUUUAAUUUCCUAUGGAGAAUCAAAAAGAAUAACUAUAUGAAUACUGUUAAAUGGCGAGAAUCGAUUCCGCUAAUUCAGAAUUUAAGAUAUUUGAAUAAUGAUGAUUUAUCAUACAAUAGAGAUAUAACUAGAAAAAUAUCCAGAAUGAAUAUACUAAGAAACAAAAUUCAUUCUAAAUGCCAGAUAAUUGAAACUUUUUGCUUCACGAAUAUUAUUGAAAAAUAUUUCUCGAAAUUAGAAACUAAGCUUCAAAUAUUAAAUGGCGAAAAACGUAACAAAUCACUGAUACCCACUAAAAAAUUUAAAAAUAACAAUACAAUCCUUGCAGGUAUCUUGAAACCAAAUUUUAACCAAUCUGCUAGCAAUAUAAUGGAUCAAGAAUUAUUUGAUAUUGAUAUGAUUUCUGAUUUACACAACAACUUUUUAACUAAUAUUCUUUCGCAUAAACUUUUAGCAUUUGAAAACAAAACAAAUCAAAAGAUAAAAAUACCAUAUUCCAAUUCAUUAUCUAUUCUAUUGAUAACAGCAUUCAAGUUUAUGACAACAUACUCAUCUUUUGUAGAAACCUCCAAUGAAAUCAAUAGACAAAUAGCUUUGCCAAAUGGAGACAGGAACAAUGUCACAAUUACUUUUAAUGAAGAAUUAAAUUCCUUGGUUUCACAAUAUAAAAAUUUUGAAAAUUUAUGUAAUUCAUUUGCAAAUGACUUAUUGGGGGAUGAUGAGCAACUGAGACAUUUAGGUUUAUUAUUACAUUUUUAA